This is a messenger RNA of Trichophyton benhamiae CBS 112371, 2379 nucleotides long. RefSeq lists its product as uncharacterized. The record is from RefSeq and is a predicted model, not a curated record. Gene Ontology annotation, molecular function: protein binding. The transcript is spliced from 2 exons. NCBI's taxonomy places the organism in Eukaryota, Fungi, Ascomycota, Eurotiomycetes, Onygenales, Arthrodermataceae. The coding region runs from base 1 to 2379 and encodes 792 amino acids. Gene Ontology annotation, cellular component: cytoplasm.
AUGACUGCUGUUGCGUCGCCACCCAGUGUGCAAUCCGCGCCUCGUCUAGGAUGGUACCCGACUGGUGACGGUGGACAAGGUUCCCUUUCCUCAAUGAGUGCAGACGAGGUCUCGCGAAUGUUGAUGCCACGCAAAAGUGUUCAGCGGUCAAAUUCCUCUUCUUCCCUCUCCUCGAACUCCUCAACCUCCUCAACAUCGACGGUUACCUCCCAGCUGCCGAUACAGGCUCAGAGUAAUGGUGUUUCUGUUCCAGCCCAGGGAUCCAGUGCAGAGUCUUCUUCCAACGCAACCACCAGAAAGAAACCGUCACGGUACACCUGGUCCAGCUCAAAGGCAGAUCCGGUCUCGGGCGUGACCAACACUCGGCCUCAGACGGUGUCUGUUCCUCCAUCGGGAGUCUCUGCCUCGUCGGCCAUGUCUGCUCUUCACCAGACACCUCCCAUGGUUCCCCUGCAGCACAUCAUGCCACCACAGCAGAAUGGAGUACGUCCCGGGAGUAGGCCGCCCCAUGAACCAGCCGUCGUGCUUUCUCUACUUCCUAUAAACGGUACAUUUGAACGGAAACAGAUCAACGUGCCUUACUUCCCAGAGGUACUGCGUAUUGGACGCCAAACGAAUGCCAAAACACUUCCCACCCCCGCUAAUGGAUACUUUGAUUCAAAAGUCCUCUCAAGACAGCAUGCUGAGGUCUGGUCUGACCGAGCUGGAAAGAUUUGGAUUAGAGACGUAAAGUCAUCGAAUGGAACCUUUGUCAAUGGUCAAAGGCUGUCCCCCGAGAACAGAGACUCUGAACCCCAUGAACUGCGAGAACAUGAUGUCUUGGAACUCGGUAUCGACAUUAUCAGUGAAGAUCAAAAGUCAAUUGUCCAUCACAAGGUUUCAGCAAAGGUCGAGCAUGCAGGCAUCCAUGGACCUAAUAUGAAUAUCUUAGACUUGAAUUUUGGUGACAUAGAUCCCACGACGGGUGGUGGCCUCCUCCCUCACCACCUGAGCCAGCCUCUGUCUCACAUGCGUGGCCGGGCUGGAAGUGCAUCCUCGACUGCAAGUGCAGCAAGUGUACGCUCUGGACAAAGUCUGCCCGGAAACCAUAUCAACCUCCUCCACCAGCAGAGGCAGAUGAACUAUUGGUCUUCUCCAAUUUCAAUUGAACAGGUUGUGAAAAAGCUUACGUGUGAGAUGAAACAGGCAAAGCAGCUGAAUCAUGACCUUGGUCAAACCUCUGGUUUCCUCAGCACUAUAUCAAACCCAGAGACCUCUAACAAAGAGCGGGCCAGUCUUCUUAACAAUAUUGCCGAGAGCCCCGUCGGGACAAAACCACCUGCUCGGCCCAAGCUAAAUAAGACGGAUUCCAUGUCGAGAUUCUCCGACCCUCCUGCACCACCCCCACAACAACCUCUUCCCGAGAAGCCUGACGCUCCACCGCGGACGUUCUCUACCGACUCACUGCCUAAAAUGUCGUUAAGAAGAAAUGAUACCGAAAAGGCCAAAGCCGCAACUGAUAUCACCCCGGCCCAGUCGAGCCAGAUACUAUCUUUAAUUGAAGCCCUGACCACCACCAAGAAAGAGUUAGACCUGCAGGCUAGCAAAGUCAAGCAGCUUGAGAAUAUGCUGCGUCGUGAGCAGAGUGCUCGUGAGAGUGCUGAGGAACGUGCUCGAAAAUUAGAGAGCCAGCCACCCGGUCAGGUUUUGCUUUCCAAUGGUACUCAUCCUGGACCAGACGAGCAAGUGGACGUGGACUUGGGUGUGGCCGAAGAAGAAAGCAAGGCUCUGGACGAUUCCACCACCACAGAAUCCCCAGAGAGAAAAGACUUCAAGCCGAUCACCAACGCCGAGGGUGAGGAUGUGUCUCCCCCUAUAGUACCAGAGCCCUCAUCCGACGAACUGAAGCGCCGCAUCGACACGCUGCUGGCUGAGAUGGAAGCCGCGAAGAAGCAAAUGAACCAUUACAGGGAAUCUGCUGAGCGGGCGGAAAAGGAGGCUGCCGAGAGUCGCCAGACCCUCGCAGAAAUGAUUGAGAAGAUCCGACAGGAGAAGGCUCAAGAGAGCGCUACUGCUGCUGCCUCUGCCUCCAAGGGCUCGCCGCGGUCCAGAGGUGUCUUGGAAGCCGAGGUUGAGACCGCCACCGCCGCUCCUCCGGGUGAGGAAUCAGCAUCCCGCUCAUCCACCACCAACAUCGACAAGGUCAUCGAGAAUUGUCGCUCCAUCGACCCGGAGGAAAUAAGGGAGCUCGAAUCUGUGGCAGCGGCUUUCGCAAAGCCGCAGCGGCAGGACUCAGUGUUGCUUGAGCGGUCUGCACCCUAUGCCUCUAUGCUUGGUGUUGUUUUGAUCGGAGUCGGGAUAAUGGCGUACCUAAAUGGUUGGCAUAAAGUCGAACGAUAA